UGCGCACGCUAAAAGCUGGAGAUUAGCUACAAUAUUAUAAACUGGAGUCAACAAUUUGUUCCUCGUAAAUUGCAGGUCAGAAAUGCUUCUUAAACGGUUGCCGAAGAAAACUUUGGCGGCUGAUAUGUGUCCUGUCGCAUUUUUGCUCCUGCAGGCGAAAUCAUAAUAAUCACUUUGUCUUGCAGAGCGCCGGACGAAAACACGAAUCUGCUUGCGCCCCGCGGAACAAAAAUACGACAUAGCACAUAUCAGCCACCAUAAGACCCCAUACCCCAACAGAAAAACAAACUAACAAAUUAAUAACUCAUGCGUGUAUCCCACCCUCCUCUACGGUAAAAUAAAUAUUUUGACAAUCCCAUUUUAAAUUAUAUGAUCACAAAAUAUCCACACCUUUUUAACAUUUGGAUAUACAAACGGACAUGUUGUAAUUUGAUACCAUCAAGUUAAAUUUGUUUACCGAUAUUAUGUCAGGUGUAAAUGAAGUUUGAAAGAAUGAGGAAGAUAUAAUCUUUACGUCUACACCUAUACAGACUUAUAAACUAAAUAAACACGCUUAAAUUCAGGAGUUUUACUGACAGGCUCUCUUAUUUUAUUAAAAGUCAAGUUCAAACAAUGCCAGAUUGUAAACCACUCAGUUCACACAGGCAAAAUCCACCUGUGUUUACAAAAACAAAUAUGUUUGAAAUCAUACCAGACAAGCACGAACUUGGUACGGGAUCAGAGGUGACAGUAAAAUGUGCUCCAAAUCUUAAAUUACAAGGCGAAUCUUCUUUGAAAUGCUUAGCUAAUGGAGAAUGGAAUUAUACAAGUAUACCGGUUUGCAAAGAAAUAAAUACAAAUGCUGACAUCUCAUGGACCAAUACUCCAUGGAAAGUAGUUCUUAUCUCUGUUAUAUGGGGAGUUGCAGCCUUGGUUGUACUUGCAUUAGUCAUUAAAAGUGUUGCCAUUUGUAUUCGGAAAAGGAGAGAAAAUAAAAACAAACAAAGGCAUUACACAUAUGGAGGGUCAUAUAAACGUCAUGGAGAUAGACAUGUACACAAACAUCACGAAGAUAACGAUAGGCAUCACACCAAUCAUACUGGCCAGAAUGGUCAUCAUCAAUAUAACCAGAGUGAUCAUCAUGAUGGAUUUCAUAGUCAUCAUGAGAAACAUGGAGGACAUAACCAUCUGAAUAAGAGUCAUGAUAAAAUUCAUCACCACAGUCACGAUCACGGACAUGAUCACAGUCAUGAUCACAGUCAUGAUCAAGGAAAUGAUCACGGUCACGGUCAUGAUCACGGUCAUGGUCGUGAUCACAGUCAUUGUCACGGACAUGAUCACGGUCACAGUCAUGGUCACAGCCAUGGUCACGGACAUGAUAAUGAUCAUGGUCACGGUAUUCAUAAGAAAACUCAUCAUAAAGGAAGUCAUGGCCAUGAGGACCACAAAGAUAAACAUGUUCACCAUAGAAGUAUAUACGAUCAAGCGUCUGGCCAGAGUGAAGCACUUUCAGCGUAUGAUGUACCCAUGAAAGAUUUGAGAUAAUACCAUAUAUAAUUGUAUAUAUGACUAUAUCAAUUUGAGUACUUCACCGUUUUUGUAACAUUUUCUGUGAAGCAUUUUUGCAAACAGGGUCAACAUCUAUCAGGUCAUAUUUUUGAUAUAUAUUAACAAUUUGUUUGAU
Messenger RNA from Ruditapes philippinarum (Manila clam), 1663 nucleotides. Its product is annotated as histidine-rich glycoprotein-like. The record is from RefSeq and is a predicted model, not a curated record. The transcript is spliced from 3 exons. The coding region runs from base 613 to 1524 and encodes 303 amino acids. Lineage: Eukaryota; Metazoa; Mollusca; Bivalvia; Venerida; Veneridae.